GCGCUGCCUGGGGGUCGUCCGAUGGGAUGUGCAUCACUGGAGGGGGGGUAGGCAGACGGAUAGUCGAUGCCAUGUGGGCCACCGGUAGGAGAGAGAUCGUCACCGAUGGGAGAGCCGACAGACAAGUGGUCGAUGCCGGGGGAGGAUUGGAAGAGACAGGGGGACAAUGUUCAGGUGGAGGAGGGCCCGACUGUCGCGGUGGAGGAUGAAGUGGGAGUAGAAGGGCCGGGUCCCGCGGAGCGAGGGGCCUGUCGAGUAAAGAAAACACCCGUUGUGUUCCUAGAGGUAUAUGUGUUUUGCGGGUGUAAGUUUUUGGAGACGGCGGGGUGGAGAGGAAGAAGGUGGUCAGGAGGCACGACCUUGGCGUUCCAUUCGCAUAAGGUGGGCGGCCUGGAGGUCCUUAAUGGUGAAUUGGGAGGGGUCGAGAGAGACAGUGUCGAAGACGUCAUCGGAGGUGGGUGGAGUGGUGUCAUCAGGGGUGAUGUUAUGGAAGAAGUGGGGGCGGGAGGGAGCGGGCGCAGACUGGUGAUGGGGGUGGAGGAGUCGAUCGUGGUAAAGCAUGCAAGAGAGCAGGUCAACAAGGGGCAUGUCGGGUUCGUGGGCGAGGGUGGUUACAAGAUCUUUGUGCCAUACUCGCUUGAUGCGGGAGAUGAACGCAAAGUCGAGAAUGACGGUGGUGGGGAGGUGAUGGCGGAGGGAGCGGAUGUAUUGGACGAAGCGGUCCGUGGGACCGAUCUGGCGGAGGUGACAAAAUUGUUCGAGGUAGUCAUCGAUGGUUUUCUGGGGGCGGAAGGUGGCAGUGAGAAGGUUGGCCCAUUGGAGGAAAGAGUGAUGCGGUCCUCCGGAGGCGCGGCGGUUGCUGACUUCGGCCAUCCACCAUUUGGCGGCAUUGCCGAGGAGACGGGAGGUGGCAAUGGCAAGCCAGUGGAAAAGGGGCAUGUGGUGGAGCUUGAAAGAGUUUUGGAGUUGGGUAAGGAAGAGGAAAACGUCCUUGUGGGGAAGGCCGGAGAAGGGCAUGACGUCGGCGGAUCGGAAGGAACGGGGGAUUUCCCCUUCGCGGGAAACGAUCCGGGCGAGGGUAUUGAAGUUGAGGUUAUCGGGGGUAGUGUCGUAGCAGAGCUCAUGUUGAGGCUUGAAGCACCUUCGGCCAUUGGAGAGGAUGGAGGCGAGGUGGCGGAGGAAGAUGGAGCAGUGGAGGUGGUAGCAGUGGAUGUGAUAGCGGCAGCGGUGGCAGCGGCAGCGGCAGCGACGUCGGCGGCGGCGCGUUGGGAGGUCUUGGUUUGGCAUGGUGGCAUGUGGAGAAGGGGGGGACAAUUCCUAUUUAGAAGAGUAGAGCGUCAUCAAGUGAUUUAACAAUGAAGGUAGCAAAGAAUCACAAAGCAAGAAUUAAUUUUGAAUAAAUUAAUUUGAAUUUA
This is a messenger RNA of Chara braunii, 1415 nucleotides long. The record is from the annotation of a GenBank genome assembly. Lineage: Eukaryota; Viridiplantae; Streptophyta; Charophyceae; Charales; Characeae.